GUGUGUGUGGGAGAUAUGUGGAAAGCCUUCUCUUCUGAGACUUUGCUUCCUUCCCACAGUCCAGUCAACAGGUGGCCUGUCGCCAUGCCAGGUGCUGACAUGAUGACAUCUAGCAAGGCAGCCGACGUAAGCAACAAGUCUGAAAACGGUGUCUGCAAAUCCCUUGAAAGGACCAAGCUUGCAAGUUACUAUAACACAAACACCGUGAAGGAAUUAGAAAGACUUUGGUUUGGGUCUUCAAGUGAAAAUUUUUCUGAAGGUGCCAGGUUCACCCUUAGUCUAGGACCUAAAGCUCAACAAGGUUCCUCUGUGGUGAAAAGCCCAUUGAAAUCACUGGAGAACUUGAUGCUGGAUCCAAAGCUAGACUGCUUUCGGCAGAACAUGCUGAGUCCCAAAAUGACUAUCAGCGACCCAUCGGUGGAUCUUAAUGUCACGGAGAGCAGCAACAUCAUAAGGAGGCAGAUAGGAAGCACUCAGAAUUUACAGUCACCUGGGAAAAUUGGUUUGAGGAAUAAGCCCUUCAGUAUCAAAGACAAGAUUUCUGAAUGGGAAGGGAAAAAGGAAACACCUUCUCCUCUGGGCAGUCGUAAGGAAGAAGAGCAAGGAGUUAAAGAGGAGCACAAGGUGCCCUGUGUGGUGCAGAAGAUGAGCGGGGGGGAAGUUUGGGGGCCUAAGAAAGUAGACACCAAGAGGCUUAUCACCUGGGAGUUGGACUGCAAAGGGGCAGGCAAAGAGAACGAAAGAAAAGUGGGCGCAUCAAAGGGCGUGGGGCAGGGAACAGAGAGGAAAGUGGAAAUGCAGGCAAAGGAAGAGGAGCUCGAUUCCAGUGUUGGAAAAUGCAAGGAGGUGAAAGGGGGUAAGUGGGAUGUCCAGAAAGAGAACCUGUCAGUACUGAAUCAGGUCAAAAAAUUGGAGCAGGCCUUGAAGGAAGGAUCAGCAGAACUGCAGCCACAGCUGCCAGGUACUUAUUAUUCCCCACACAGUCUGCAGGAGAAAGCAGAAGAGGCACAGACCUCCCCAGAGGACCAGGAAGGUGUGUGUGGCGCUGAACUCAGUCAGAGGCUCCUCAGCUUAGACAUGGAAAUCAGCGAGCCCAUUUUUGGGACUCUGGAAGAAGUGAAAGCAUCUCAAAUGAAAUGCAAGGAUCGCAGUAUGGAGAACGUGUACACGGAACCAGGGGUCCCAGAGAAGAAACCCUUCAUCAACCCACUUCCAAAGCCCAGGCGGACUUUCAAACAUGAGGGGGAAGAGGGAUGGAUUCCGGCAGCUAGAAAUAAGAGAAACUUGCCCCCUCUGCCAUCUAUACCUCCCCCUCCUCUGCCUUCUUCUCCUCCCCCAUCAGCUGUCAGCAGAAGACUAUGGAACGGGAAACAUAAGAAUAAUGCUGACCACAGGAAGUCUUAUGAGUUUGAAGACUUGCUGCAGUCGUCGUCCGAGAAUGGCAGGGUGGAUUGGUACGCUCAGACCAAGCUGGCCCUGACACGCACUUUAUCUGAGGAAAACAUCUAUGAAGACAUUUUGGAUCCACCAUCAAAGGAAAACCCUUAUGAAGACAUUGAGAUGAACAGCCGCUGCCUGGGGAAAAAAUGUGUCCUGACUUUCCCAGCAUCCCCCACCUCUUCUGUACCUGGCACGCCCACCAAGUUGCUUUCCAAACCCAUUUUCUUUCGACAAAACUCAGAGCGGCGGAGUUUCAAACUGCUGGACAUAAGGAAACUGAGCCGUGACGGAACAGGGUCCCCUUCUAAAAUCAGCCCCCCCUCUACUCCAAGCAGCCCAGAUGAUACUUUCUUCUCUGUGGGAGAUUCUCAGAAUGGCAAGAGGAGACGGAAAAUUCCCAAGCUGGUAUUGAGAAUCAACGCCAUUUAUGAGGCCCGAAGGGGAAAGAAGCGUGUCAAGAGGCUGUCCCAAUCUACGGAGAGCAAUUCAGGGAAAGCUACAGAUGAGAACAGUGAAUCGGAUAGUGACACUGAAGAGAAACUGAAAGCUCACAGCCAGCGGCUCGUGCAUGUGAAGUCCCGCCUGAAGCAAGCCCCCCGGUACCAAACCUUGGAGCGGGACUUGAUCGAGUACCAAGAGAGGCAGCUGUUUGAAUACUUCGUCGUGGUAUCACUGCACAAGAAACAGGCUGGGGCUGCAUAUGUCCCAGAAGUCACCCAACAGUUUCCAUUAAAGCUCGAGCGUUCCUUUAAAUUCAUGCGAGAGGCAGAGGAUCAGUUGAAAGCCAUUCCCCAGUUUUGCUUUCCUGAUGCUAAGGACUGGGCACCCAUCUACCAAUUUGCCAGCGAGACCUUCUCCUUUGUCCUGACUGGUGAGGAUGGGAGUAGACGGUUUGGAUAUUGCAGAAGGCUACUGCCCAGUGGGAAAGGGAAGCGUCUCCCCGAAGUUUACUGCAUCGUGAGCCGCCUUGGAUGCUUCAACCUCUUUUCGAAGAUCUUGGAUGAGGUUGAGAAAAGACGUGGGAUUUCCCCAGCUUUGGUGCAGCCCCUCAUGAGAAGUGUCAUGGAGGCUCCUUUCCCUGCGCUGGGACGGACUAUCACAGUCAAGAACUUUCUCCCAGGCUCAGGGACUGAAGUAAUUGAGCUGCGGCGGCCUCUGGACUCGAGACUUGAGCAUGUUGAUUUUGAGUCCUUGUUCUCCACUCUCAGCGUCCGGCACCUGAGCCGAGUGUUUGCCUCCCUGCUUCUAGAGAGAAGAGUGAUCUUUAUAGCUGACAAACUCAGCACCCUGUCGAAGUGUUGCCAUGCCAUGGUGGCUCUUCUCUACCCCUUCACCUGGCAGCACACCUACAUCCCUGUGCUGCCACCUUCCAUGAUUGACAUUGUGUGCUCACCAACCCCCUUCCUGAUUGGCCUGCUCACCAGCUCGCUGCCUCGCCUCAAGGAGCUACCAGUGGAAGAGGUCCUUGUGGUUGACCUAGUUAAUAACCGGUUCCUCAGACAGAUGGAGGACGAGGACUCCAUCCUGCCUCGGAAGCUGCAGGCGGCGCUAGAGCACAUCCUGGAGCAGAGGAACGAGUUGGCUAGUGACAAGGAGGAGGUUCCUCUGAAUGGCAAACACGAGUCCAGCCCCUUGAACGAAGUGGUGUCGGAAGCCUUCGUUCGUUUCUUUGUGGAGAUCAUGGGCCACUACUCCCUUUUCCUGAUCCCCACUGAGCGAGAGGAGCGAACCCUGCAGCGGGAGGCCUUCCGCAAGUCCGUCUCCUCCAAAAGCCUUCGACGCUUCCUGGAGGUCUUCAUGGAAACCCAGAUGUUUGGGGGCUUCAUUCAGGAACGGGAGCUGAGGAAACAGGGCGUCAAAGGUCUGUUUGAGGUACGUGCCCAGGAGUACCUGGAAACACUCCCCAGUGGGGAGCAGAGUGGAGUCAAUAAAUUCCUGAAAGGACUCGGGAGCAAAAUGAAAUUCCUCCACAAGAAAUAAAAGCCACAAGCACUGUUGUUCCAUGGAAUAGAAGGCGUUUACCAUUCCGCAGAAACAAGAUGAACUGUUACCCACCAUUCCCACUUAGCCAACUCCCACGGGGGGAUAGCCCUGGCUGCUGGAGGCAGACAGGCCUGGGUUUGCUCGUGUGUGAAAGCAGCCCAAUGACCUGAAGUGAUGGCGGUAGAGCAGCCUGGGGAGAUCUGUGGACUCCUACAGUAACAUGCACUGGACCAAGCACUCUGAACUCUGCAUUAGCAUUUUACAGACCUUCACACGGAUUUGAUUUCGUAGUUUUAAAACUUUUUAUUUCUAUUUAUAUUGGGGUUAGGAAGCAUAUUAACCAUUGACACAUGCCCUGCCUCCAUUCUGAGUGGCACUCUUGGAUGUGCUAAUGAGGACUGGGGAAAAGGUUGUAUUUCCCUGGACUGAGAACGAAGGACAGAAGUAGGGGGGAAAUAGAGGAGACAUGAAAAUAGGUCUUGACACACACAAGGAUGCAGAGGACUGCAGGGAUGCCAAAGGACACGGGCAGGGUGUACUUACAAAUGAGGAAAGGAGGUGGAAGGGGAACCACUAAACCUACUGAGAACUUGAUAUGCCAGCCAACGAACUGACCAGUUUGCUCUGCAAGGAGGCUGUGUCACUGGCCUCAUGGAGAGGCCUUUCCUUGUAUUGUCUAAGUUGAGAACCUUACACCAUAUAAUUAAAAGCGAGUGGCGUAAAAAGAAAAUGUGUUGGGGAUUUUCGAUGAGAAAUAUUGAUUUUUUUUUUAACUUGCUGUAUAGAUUUGCUUUUAACCUUUUGCCUCAUUUUGUAUUUGGUCCAGCAGAGCCAUCUAGUGGUCAAAUACAAUGGUUGUUUAUCCAUCCAUCCACUCUCCCUCUACCCACACACUGAUGCCCAGUCUUUCUGUUACAAUGCUCUUAUGUCUCUCACAUUCAUAUAAUGCCCACCAAGAGCUUUUGAGCAUGAACUCAGCCCAACAUACGAUCCCCUGGAAACAGGCUUCCAGAAGUUCAAGUGAGUUACCCUUUUCCAGACCCCAACUUUGACCAGGGAUCAGCUCAGGCGCAAAAUAGGGCUCAGCCCAUGCUAAAACCCUUCUGCAUUGACAAGACAUACAUUAUCUGCUGUAGUUAGCUUGGGAUGCUGAUGAAUUCCUGAAUGGUUCUUGCAUUUUACAUGGGAUCUGACUUCAUGUUCGAUGAAAAGUUACCAUCUUUAAUUUAGGUGAUUAAUUAUGAAGUGCUCCACAGAGCUUGAUUGGCAGUGGUAGCAUGGUGGGUUGAGGCUGAUGGUGCACCUGGAGAGAACAGCCAACUGUGUCCAAGGCAAAUGGAGAGUGUUAGGACUCAGCUUUGGAAGGUGGUCUAUUCUGAUGUUAAAAUUUGUGUUUCUUUAGGUGGGUCACUGUCAAACCCUCUUUCAUGACCUCGUUCAUUCCUGGUCCAAUAGAGUAUAGCAGCUUCCUACGGCACCCAGCUAACGAGGUGACACCUUUUGAAGACAUGGUAGAGAUCUGUGCUGCAACACUGAAAAAUUUUUGCGCAAACUCUGCUGAGCUUUCCUGUGGUAGCGCUGCACAGGGCUUUGGUUCACGCUGGACUCAGCUCCUCCUGGUAGUGACCAGACCCAGAGGGUCUUGAGCUUUCCCAGGACUCUGGUCAAGCCAGAAUUGGUGGGGGCAGGAAGGAAAUUGCCAGCCAUGCUGUUGGUGAGCUCUGUGCUCUGAUGAGGCACUAGUUCUUUGCACAACACUGAGAGAUCCCUGCCGAGGGGAUGGGGGAAUAAAAGAGCAGUGGGGCUGUGAGAGGAAACACAGGGAGAGGUUAGCAGAAGGGGAACACGUAAAAGGCUGAUGGACGGGCAGCAGAGGUGACGAAACCAGCUACCGCCUGGCACCUGCCCGCACUGAGUCGUCGCCACAGCUUGCUGUGUGCUGCCAGUGCCAGCCAGAAAUGGGGAUAAGGGUCAGGGUCCUUCUGGCUAAGAGCUGGCUCACAGUGGAAGCUACCCAGAUCAGGAGGAGUGGCCAGCCCCAUAUGCUGCAACUUCGUCCUGCCACCAGCCUUACUCACCCACUGUCAUUGUCAGCCACUAGACACCUCCCCCUCCCCCCCCCAGCACAUUGACCACUGGUGGCUGGGCAGAUAGUGAUCACGUAUCGGGCCAGCAGCAGGACCCACGAAUACUAACAGGGGAGACAG
Messenger RNA from Pelodiscus sinensis (Chinese soft-shelled turtle), 5630 nucleotides. The record is from RefSeq and is a predicted model, not a curated record. NCBI's taxonomy places the organism in Eukaryota, Metazoa, Chordata, Testudines, Trionychidae.